AUGACACUGAAGUAUUUAUGGCUGGUGGCCCUCGUGGCUCUAUACAUUUCACCCAUCCAGUCUCAGAACUGUGUGUAUCUGGAUCAUACCAUCUUGGAAAACAUGAAACUUCUGAGCAGCAUCAGGACCACCUUUCCCUUAAGAUGUCUAAAAGAUAUCACGGAUUUUGAGUUUCCUCAAGAGAUUCUGCUGUACGUCCAGCAUGUGAAAAAGGACAUAAAGGCAGUCACCUAUCAUAUAUCUUCUCUGGCGCUAAUUAUUUUCAGUCUUAAAGACUCCAUCUCCCUGGCGACAGAGGAACGCUUGGAACGUAUCAGAUCGGGACUUUUCAAACAAGUGCAGCAAGCUCGAGAGUGCAUGGUAGACGAGGAGAACAAGAACACGGAGGAGGACAGUACAUCACAACAUCCUCACUCAGAGGGCUUCAAGGCAGUCUACCUGGAAUUGAACAAGUAUUUCUUCAGAAUCAGAAAGUUCCUGGUAAAUAAGAAAUACAGUUUCUGUGCCUGGAAGAUUGUCGUGGUGGAAAUAAGAAGAUGUUUCAGUAUAUUUUACAAACUACUCAACAUGAAUUGAGAAUCAUCCAGCUUCAAGCAAGAACUUAGAUAGAAGUUGUGACUGCUCAAAUGUCCCCAAGAACGCUUGAUUCUAAGGCUAUUGCGAGUCUGCUGCUACACACUUCGGACGCAAGACUUUUCAAGGUCAGGGUUCAAGGCAGUACAGUCAAAGGAAGUCUUAUGUUAAGCAAAAGAAAAAUUUCAGUGGAAAAGCUAGCAGAAAUGUCAACUUGUCAAAAAAACAACUUAUGGAUUAUGGCAUUGACGUUACUAGCAAAAAAAAUAAAACAAAAAAAAACAACAGUCACUAAAAUGAGUGAAUAUAAUCU
Molecule: messenger RNA, 886 nt
Organism: Rattus norvegicus (Norway rat)
Lineage: Eukaryota; Metazoa; Chordata; Mammalia; Rodentia; Muridae
Gene: Ifnk
Product: interferon kappa
Exons: 2
Coding region: 1-576 (191 amino acids)
Biological process (GO): defense response; response to stress; response to virus
Cellular component (GO): extracellular region
Molecular function (GO): cytokine activity; cytokine receptor binding
Source: RefSeq, marked provisional